UAUCGCGAUUGCAGCUUUUUCCAAAUACCCACGAUAGGGAAGGAGGGUGUAUUAAUGGCGCUAUUAGAUAAAUUGCGCGCGCACCUCUCCCGCUUUUUUCAUAAGCGUGCUCAACGGCAAGCUAUAUAUGUGACGUCAGCGGAGUGUACCGCAACACUCAGCUGUCAGCAUUGUGUUAAUUCGGAAGCUGCGAGUGGCUAUAUCGCGUGGAAACUUAGCGAUUCGCAAUCAGAGAUAUUCGCUCGCGGCGAAGAAGUAUAGAGAAGUAGAGUAAAAAGUGGGAGAAAUUUCGAAUCCACUUUCGCAAUCACCGCGUGCAGAUAUCUGGAGGUAUCUCGUCCCGUGCACGAUGGAUCCGCUCGAGCAAAUGCCAAAGUCAGAUACCAUCAAGCUUCGCGAACGUCACAUCGGACAAUCGUGCAAGCUCUUCUACCGGUCAAGUCCGCUAAAAAUUGUCAGAGGCAAGGGUCAGUACAUGUACGAUGAAAGAGGUGAACAGUACUUGGACUGUAUCAACAACGUUGCACAUGUUGGACAUUGUCAUCCGGACGUGGUGCGCGCUGGUCAGGAACAAAUGGCGCUACUCUGCACGAACAAUCGUUUUCUCCACGAUAACCUGGUGGUCUGCGCCCGUCGACUGACGUCACUUCUUCCGGAUCCACUGUCGGUCUGUUUCCUGGUAAAUUCCGGAAGUGAAGCGAACGAUUUGGCGCUGCGAUUGGCCCAGGCACACACCCGCAAUACGGAAGUGAUAAUCGUGGACCACGCUUAUCACGGACAUCUGACCUCGAUGAUCGACAUUUCCCCCUACAAAUUCAACCUACCGAAUGGAACAGGAAAAAAAGACUUCGUCCACGUGUCUCCUUGCCCUGACGUGUACAGAGGGAAGUACCGGGACGUGGAUUAUCCGGGUGAAGAUUUGGGGGUGAAGUACGCCGACGAUGUGAGGAGAAUAUGCGGGGACAUAAAGGCGAGGGGCAAAGGGGUGCAGGCCUUCAUAGCCGAGAGUCUAAUUUCGUGCGGGGGUCAAAUUUUGCCACCGCAAAAUUACUUCAGAAACGUCUACAAGCACGUGAGAGAAGCCGGAGGUGUCUGCAUAGCCGAUGAAGUUCAGGUUGGUUUCGGCCGAGUCGGAAGCCACAUGUGGGCUUUCCAACGCUACGGAAGUGACGUCAUUCCGGACAUUGUCACCCUCGGGAAACCCAUUGGGAACGGACAUCCAGUGGCCGCGGUUGUAACCACUCGAGAAAUUGCGACAAGUUUCAAGAACACGGGAAUAGAAUAUUUCAACACGUACGGUGGGAAUCCGGUAUCCUGUGCAAUAGCCAACGCAGUCAUGGAGGUUGUGGAACGAGAGGGUCUUCAGGAGCACGCCCUGAAGGUGGGCAAGCACCUGGUCACAGAGUUGGAGAAAUUGGCUCAGCGUCAUCCGAUAAUCGGCGAUGUCCGAGGCGCCGGUUUGUUCGUCGGCAUCGAGCUCGUCCGAGAUCGUUCGAGGAGGAUUCCGGCGACGGAAGAAGCGAGUCACGUCGUCUCCAGGAUGAAGGAGGAGAAAAUAUUGGUCAGCAGUGACGGGCCGCACAACAACGUCCUCAAACUCAAACCUCCCAUGGUGUUCAACGUCGAUAACGCCAAUCACUUUAUCGCUGUUCUCGACGAUGUUCUCGACGAAGUUGAAAUCGACGUUGACGAGAUUCAGCUGCCCAAACCCAUCGCCACACCGCCGAAAGCAGCAGUAUCUAUAAUGGAAAGGGUCAACGCUGGGCCUGGUGAAGCGAAAUCCGUGCUGAUCAAAGCUAAUUAAUUAAUGACUGAUAUUCAUUGUAAAUAAUACUCAAUUAUAGAGGCUAAUCGAAUAAUUUAAUACGUAUAGAUAUGCAUAAUUAUUUAAUCGUUGAACUAGAAUCUAAGAUAUUUUUAAGACUGUUGUUGAUUUAUUGUUUUAUUCCAAUACUGCACUGAGAAACGUUUCAGUUGGUACAGCCACUGGAAAAUUUUAGUAAAAUGGUUAUCAUUAAACGAGAAUGGUUUAAAUAUUGUUGGUACUGUGUAAAAAUGUGAUAUUUAGUGUGCUUGAAGUUAUCAAUACAACAUUUUCCGGUAAUUGCAGCUUAAGUUCUGUUUGUUUAGUUUAUUAAAAUUUUUUUACAUAAAAAAGGACGGAACGUC
Molecule: messenger RNA, 2169 nt
Organism: Diprion similis
Lineage: Eukaryota; Metazoa; Arthropoda; Insecta; Hymenoptera; Diprionidae
Product: alanine--glyoxylate aminotransferase 2-like
Exons: 9
Coding region: 350-1804 (484 amino acids)
Cellular component (GO): mitochondrion
Molecular function (GO): pyridoxal phosphate binding; transaminase activity
Source: RefSeq, a predicted model, not a curated record